Messenger RNA from Aricia agestis (brown argus), 1708 nucleotides. It is a transcript of the gene BuGZ, whose product is annotated as BUB3-interacting and GLEBS motif-containing protein ZNF207. The transcript has 9 exons. Gene Ontology annotation, molecular function: DNA binding. NCBI's taxonomy places the organism in Eukaryota, Metazoa, Arthropoda, Insecta, Lepidoptera, Lycaenidae. The record is from RefSeq and is a predicted model, not a curated record. The coding region runs from base 168 to 1376 and encodes 402 amino acids. Gene Ontology annotation, cellular component: nucleus.
GGAAUUUGGUCCGCCAUCUUAGAUUCGUCAAUCGUCGUAAAACGCUUUGUGUGAUUAAUUUUUGAUUUAGAAAUUUAAGUUAAUCCUAUUUAUUUUAGAAGCUGUGAUAUUAUUUGUGUAAGCGUAUUUAUUGUAAACUUUAAAAGUCUUCUAAGUAUAUACACAAGAUGGGCCGUAAAAAGAAGAAGGCAUCGAAGCCAUGGUGCUGGUAUUGUAAUAGGGAAUUUGACGAUGAAAAGAUUCUGAUACAACAUCAAAAAGCAAAGCAUUUCAAAUGUCAUAUAUGCCACAAGAAAUUGUACACAGGCCCUGGACUCUCGAUACACUGCAUGCAGGUUCACAAAGAGGCCAUAGAUAAGGUUCCAAAUUCUUUACCAAAUAGGUCGAACAUAGAAAUAGAAAUCUAUGGUAUGGAAGGUAUUCCUCCUGAGGAUUUGAAGGAGCAUGAAAAGCAAAAGACAGGUGGAGGAAAAGUUUCAGACAGCGAUGAUGAUGAACCAUCUGCAAAGAAAAAAGCCACACCAGCACUGUUGGGAGCUGGUCCGUCGAAUGUCACACCGGGGAUCUUACCCACACCCAUGGGCCCGGUACCACCUGGGAUGUACCCCGGACACAUGCAGAUGAAUCCUAUGAUGCAGCACUUUAUGCAAGCACCUAGAAUGAUGAUGCCGGGUAUGCGACCGUUGUUCCCAGCAGUGAGUGUACCAACCUCCACACCAAGUAAACCAACCUUCCCAGCAUACAGUAGUAAUGCCACAAUAAGUGCACCACCAACCACAUCAACGGCAUCUGGGUCGGAGACAAAAGAGAACGGAGAUGUAAAGCCUCCAGCGCUGAACGCCUGUCCGCUAGUGACUGCCACGGGCGCCGGCUCCAAGAUCAUCCAUCCUCCAGAAGAUGUGUCGUUAGAGGAGAUCAGGGCGAGAAACUCCAAGUAUCGGCCCAAACCGAAGCCGGACCAACCAGCACAAACCCCCACACCUACCAUGAUCACACCUAGUAGUCAGGCUGAGGUGGCCGCACACAUGUCAGCCGCGGCGCAGAUGUCCGCAGCGGCUUUAGGACGGCAGGCGGCGUUACGGCGCGCUCUACCCGGCAUGGUGGGAGUGUUACCCCAAGUCCGGGUGCCCGUGCCCGUCUCGCUGCCGGUCAUGCUGCCGGUGCAUCCGCAGCACAUGCACAUGCAGCAGAUGCAGAUGCAGCAGCAGAUGCAGCAACAGAUGCAGCAACAGAUGCAGCAGCAGAUGCAGUUCAACCUCAUGCGCCCGCUCCAGCCCGGGAUGCUGCUGCCGGGCGGGAUGGGCGGCGUGAUGCCGAUGAGCAUGUUCCCCGGCGGCGUGCCCGGCCUGCCCAUGAUGCAGCCGCGCUACCGAUAGCCGGCGCGGGCGGAGCGGUGCGGUGUCGACGCGGCGCAGGUAAGGCGGCGGCGGCAGGUGCGUGCGGGACAGGUGACUCCGGUCGCCCGGAGGGCUGGGCCGGCAGUUCCCUGCCCGCCCGAGCGCGCAGGCGACGCCCGUCACAACGCUGUUGUUGGAUUGGCGGCCCCCUGUCCCUUUUACUUAUUCGACGCGGACUCCCGAAGUGUGUAACUCGAUGUUAAAUUUUUGCCUUAACUUUUUUUCCGUAAGCGUUUCCACAGUUGUGACGUUCGCCUAUUCUUUGUAGAGUUUUGACAGUUUUAUGGAUAAUAAACGCUCUCGAUAUUGAA